GGCAACUUCACUACUUGUGACAAAGUGCCAAUUUUUUUAACUUGAUCUGGUUGUGUACCGUUAUCAGUGAGCGAAACAUAGUUCAUCUAGACAAUGGCCGAAAAAGAAGCUCCAGGUGCUGAUAGAGAAGCUGAGGCUAACGAGUUCUUUAGGAGAGUUGUCACUCCUAUGAUUGAUAAUUUGUCAGAAUUUGGUCUGUCACACCUAACUUUAGAGCAUCGUAUGAAAGACGAGGCAAAAAACAUUGUAGUCCACGGAUGUCCCAAUGUACCCGAAGAAGUUUCAACAAUUCAAGAAGUACAAGAAGCUGUUACAAAAGCCAGGAAAGGGAAGAAGGUUCUCCGCGUCGUUGGGUCAAAACACUCUGUAAAUGCGGCCAUUUAUGACGAGAACGACAUUACACUGAAGCUGAAAGGUGACCUUCGAAAAGUAGAAAUACUGAGAACAGAAGAAGAAAACGGCAAGAAAUGGUUGUAUUGUCGUAUCGGAGGAGGCUGCUAUCUUGGCAAAGAUCCCACAGACCCUCUUUCAGCUGUCCAUCAGGUGGCAGCCCAAGGGUAUGGCUUUCCUGAGCUGGGAGGAAUUAUCCAACAAACCAUCGGUGGCUUUAUCAUGACUGGCUCUGCUGGAGGAAGCUUAAAGCAUAGCUUUUCCGAUACCAUCCGAGAGAUCGAGUUCGUGGACGGCAAUGCACAAGUUCAAAAGGCCAAACCUGAAACUGACCUUUGGUAUGCAGUUGGUGUAUCCAUGGGACUGUUUGGUGUCAUUACCCGAGUAACAUUCCGUCUUCCACCGAUGAAGUUUAUCAAGGGGUCAGAGUCCAACCACAAGUUUGUUGACUCCAUGCUUGGACCAGAUAUGAAGGGGCAGAGCAAGCUCAAACAAAGUCUUGAAGAAAACGAAUACAUGCGAGUGAACUGGUUUCCUCAAAAGGAUCUAAAUCGUGUUCAGGAGUGGGUUGGUCAGCAAUCCUUCAAAAACCAAGAUCUUAUACCAUACAAACCCAUCUUGUCCUGCCCAUUAGCAGCAGGUAUGGCAGCCGUGGUACUGUCAAAAACCAACUGCAUUCUGCAAAAGGAAGACCCAACAGAGAAGGAGUAUAGCUUCAUUAGUAUGAUGUUACGGCUAUUUGUCCCCCUGUGCAAGCCGACUGAGUUCUACGACCACUGGUAUCAUGCUCUGCCCAUGGACAACGAAAUCAAUGUGGAAUUCAUCAUCAGGGUGAAAUUUACAGAGAUCUGGGUUCCAAUAGACCAAUGUCAAACCGUGAUGGAAAAACUGCAAGAGCUGUUCUCUGAAAAUCGAAAAGCUGCCAACAACUUUGCCACUGAGAUCUAUGGCGCCAAGAGGUCUCCAUUCUGGCUGAGCAUGUCAUACCAGGAAGACAUGGUGCGAGUCGAUCCGUACUGGUGGGGGUGCAAAAAGUGCGACCCCAGGAAGUUCUUCUCGUAUUUCUGGGAUAUUCUACUGGAUAUCCCUAGAGCCCGCCUGCACUGGGGCAAGUACCUUCCGAAGCCAGGUCAAAAGUGUGGAAACACCACAUUCAAUGCGGAUUAUCUGAAGAGUGUUUACCCUAAGAUGAAUGAUUGGUUAAAGCUACGAGAACAGCAUGACCCUGACCAGGUGUUCAUGACCGAAUAUUGGCGUGGUAUCCUUGAAAUAAAGCCAAAGACUCAGUAGACUUACUUUUUUGAAAGUGUCAGGAAUGCAAGUGCAUUGGACGGAUUUGAAACUGUCGGUUGUAUCAUUUUAUAGUAUAGGGUAAUACAAGAGCUUUGAGGUGCCUUAGGUAAAAAACUGUAACCGUUUGGAGUGCGCUAACAUGAGAGUAUAAAAAACCAAACUGAUUAAAAUUUAUUUAGGUGUAGUUUUUUUUGUAGUUAUAGUGAAAAAGCGAAAAUUUUUUGGUUUUUAAGAUUUGAAGUCUUGAGUAGAACUCAAACUUUAAGAUGGUCGUCAAACAAAUUAAUCUACGCGUCAUUUAGCCUUGGAAUAUUAUUUACCAAACACUGAGUGGGACGUAUCUCGGAUUAAGGGGAUUUUUGUGAAGCGGCACGUUUAUAUCCUAGACAUCUGAUCCUACCUUGUAUACUACCGUCAUGUUGGGACAUAAUUAAAUCUGAAAAUCUAA
This is a messenger RNA of Stylophora pistillata, 2131 nucleotides long. RefSeq lists its product as uncharacterized. The record is from RefSeq and is a predicted model, not a curated record. NCBI's taxonomy places the organism in Eukaryota, Metazoa, Cnidaria, Anthozoa, Scleractinia, Pocilloporidae.